Messenger RNA from Equus caballus (horse), 5076 nucleotides. NCBI's taxonomy places the organism in Eukaryota, Metazoa, Chordata, Mammalia, Perissodactyla, Equidae. The record is from RefSeq and is a predicted model, not a curated record.
UUCUAGGUGCUGGGGACACCACAGGGACAAGACGGAAACCCUCACUCCCCUGCAGCAGACAGACAACAAAGGACAAGCUCUCAACUGCAAGUGGCUCUAAUAACCAGCUUAUUGGGGAAUCUCAACUCAUCGGGACAUAGACUUGAAACGAUUUCAUUUUUCCAGGCACUGCCCUCGACUGUGCCAGGUGGAGGCCCCUUUCCACUGUAAGGAGCAGCUCCCUUCCCAACAUCUGGCCAGAUUCUGAGCAUUCUCCACCUGCCAGGCUGGAACCCCACUGGACAGACUGCAACAGGGAAACGACAGCUCUGAAGAAAAUACAAGGGCACCCACAGUGUAACAGAGAAUGAGAGGCACUGCGGGGACAGUGGCCAGAAGGCCUCUCCAUCACAUGCUGGCAGGAGAGGCAGACCAGGAGCAAGCGCACCAACCACUGAUAAUAAACCCAACGAUUUCAUGAAAUGUGCAUUUAGACAUGCUUCUCAAGAGGGGACCUGUGUAAGUGGAUGAAAUUAACCCGGAUUUGGGGGUGGGGUAUAUACGGAAGAGGGGAGAGGGCUGGCGACCCAGCUCUGCGCACAGCAAGUAGAGGCAGAGAAGGGUGAGCUGGGUUUUGAGUGGAAUUGCAAUCUGUGCUGCGAGGCCCUGAUUUUUCUUUGGCAGUGGCCGGGUGUCUCCCCUGAGGGAAGUUGCCGCGCAAGAGACAGUAAAUAGACCAGUAGCUCCUGGUCUGUCUUCUCCUCCUGCCUCUCGCCUGGAAGACAAGUGGAGGCAGAAGGGAGGCAGGAAGGCGGGGUAGGAAGGCUUUGUCUGUGCUCUGGCCUGGGCCACCUCACUUUGGCAGGAUCCAAGCACUGAGGGACUUUGUUGCUGAAUGGGCAGGAAGUGCACCCCUUGCCCAGGGGAAGUGUCCACAGGGGGCUUGGGCUGGGGGGUUUGCUCCAGGCCUUAAUCCUUUCAACCUGGAUGCAAGAACCUCUGGGCAGAAGCUCGAAAGAUAGGUCGAAGCUGUCAGCCUCUCCACUCACCUUCUGUGCUUUUACCUUACCUCGGUGGCUCUCUCUUGAAACCACAGAUAAUCUUCCUUUGGACACUUUCUCAAACCUCUGUUUAUGCUUCAAACACAGUCUGUGUGGAGCUAACGCCCACUCUGCCAAGAAUUUGGAGAUCAUGGAUAAAAAGAUACUCUAUCUAAAUAUUCACCCUAUUUCGAUGGAUAGAUGUGCUGAUGAAAAGAAGUAAUUUCCAACUUCAUGAUAUUCACUUAGGAUAAUCCAUACUCAAAGUGUUUUCAUGGCAUUCCUGAAUCAGAGGUAUGAUCUCUAUGAAGUGUGGUGGUGCCUGCGGAGGGGAAGGUGGGUGCAUACGGUGGUGUGUUGGUAAAUGUUGAACAAGUGGCUCUCCAGGGGGAAAGAGCUCUGAUUCAUAGCAUUUGCUGAUUUCCAUGGUGUAAAUACUCUCACCCUGGCUGAUUUCAAGCUACCAAUGUGAUGUCACCGAAUGCAGACUUGGGAAGAGAUGCCAAUAAUUGGCUCUCAGGAGCCAGGAGGAGCUGACUCCAGCACACCCCUGGGUGGGCGGCGUACUCCAACAGAGUCCCAGUGGGUUGGAACCUCUUUGUGGUCAGUGCCAAGAGAGAUGGGAGAGAGCCCAAAUGACGGGCAUCACAGCGAUCAAGGGGAAAGAGUUUCAGGGAGGAAAAAGGUUGUGGGCAUUCUCUGCUGCUCAGUGGCAUGGAAGAAAGAGGCUGGAGAAGCUGCUGAAUUUGGCCACCUCCUCUCCUCGUUUCACCCAUCAGCCCCCUGGGACCACCAACUCAAGGCCCUCUGCAGGCCUGGGGCUCUGUCUUAUAAAGGACACAGGUUCCCAUUAGAGGCUCAUUCACUUGGGCAGAAGGAGCAACGGCUGGAGUAGAAAGGACAACAUGUUACCGAGGAGACAUCAUGACAGAAUCUGCUCUAGAAAAGGACCAGGCCUGCCAAAACCGCCCUGGAUCACCAGCGUGAAUUGGGGUGUCAGGAUUUUUUUUUGGCCCCAGGUCAUUGUGCUGGGCAGAAGGGCCACCUCCUCUCUGGCCCAAGUGGGAACUCGGCCCCAGGAGAGCAGCUUAUUUGUGGCUCUUCCCGUGAGACUCCAGAAGACUCCCUCCUGCCAGAUCAGAGUCAUAGCAACUGAGAACAAUGCUGGACGGGCCGAGCGGGCUCUGCACAGGGGCAGGGGGUCUGGGAGAGCAUCAGAAGCUGCUGGGGCCUGUCCUCCCCGAACUGGGCCACUGGUGGGGCCUUUCAUCUCCUGCCUUCCUCUUGGGGCCACUCCGGCAUCCGCCUGCCUCUGUCUCUUCCCACCCACUACCCCCAGUGCGGCAAUUACGGCGCUAAUUAGGACUCUUUGAUCAUCUUUAGAAAUGGCCACAUUGGGGAGGGACGCUGCCAAGCAAUUAGGGGCAGAGAGGCUGGGAGCUCGGGCACCUCCUCGGGGGGUGGGGCUGCAGGGGACCCUCAGACACCCCCUGCCCCCCCUCUCUGGGAGUGUCUGCUCCCAGCAUAGCUGUAAACUCCUCAGGGAAUAGAGGCAGAUGGGAAUCCCGUCCCCUCAUCCGAGCCCUGGAGACAGGGCCAGCCCCUGCUCACCAGGCCCCCUCUGCCUGGCCCCCAGCCCAACCGUCAGCUCUUCUGGCCUGUCCAGGCCCGUUUGAUGGAGCCGCAGAAACAAGGGCUCCUUUGACAGCCAGGGGGGCCUCAGAGCUGGGAUGAUGAGACUUCAAAGGUGAGGGUCAAGCCCACUACCCUGUUCCCUCCCCCAACGCUGGCCCCCCACCUCCUGUGUAUCCCUCCCUGUCUGUCCUCUAUAUAGCCCCCCAAGCCCCAUUCUCUUGUGGGCUCCCGGGAGUUAAGGGCCAGGUGAGGGACUGACCAAGGGAAGCGGGUAAUUUUGAUGGAAGAGAAUAGACUCAGAUGAUUUGGGGGCCAAGAGUUCAGUGCCCAGGGGCAGAAGGGCAGCGUGAGGCAGGCACCGAAGGAUAAGCCCCCGGAAGGUGGACACCAAGGACAGGGUCGCUUGCCCGGCUCCUGGUCGCCAUGCUGCUGGCUGUGCUGCUGCUGCUGCUGCUGCCCCUCUCAGACCCGCGGUUGGCCCACGGGCACCCACUGUACAUGCGCCUGCCCCCCAGCACCCUGCAAGCUCUGUCAGCCCAGGGGACAAAAGUGUUGCAGGCCGCCCAGAGGAGCGCCCUGUGGGCUGUAAAUCGAGUGGCGAUGGAGCUCCAGCACAGACUGCACGAGUGCCGGGGAUCAGGACCUGGGCGCCCCAGGCCUCAAGGCCCCCUCCUCCAGGAUCCACCUGAGCCAGGGCCGUGUGGGGAGAGGCCCCCGGGUACUGUCAACGUGACGCGGGCCCACGGCCGCAUCGUGGGGGGCAGCGCGGCGCCGCCCGGGGCCUGGCCCUGGCUGGUGAGGCUGCUACUCGGCGGGCAGCCUCUGUGCGGCGGCGUCCUGGUGGCGGCGUCCUGGGUGCUCACGGCGGCGCACUGCUUCGCGGGCGCCCCGAACGAGCUUCUGUGGACGGUGACACUGGCCGAGGGUUCCCGGGGUGAGCAAGCGGAGGAGGUCCCCGUGAACCGCAUCUUGCCCCACCCCAAGUUUGACCCGCGGACCUUCCACAACGACCUGGCCCUGGUGCAGCUGUGGACCCCGGUGAGCCGGGCAGGGGCGGCGCGCCCAGUGUGCCUGCCCCAGAGGCCCCGGGAGCCCCCUACAGGCACUGCCUGCGCUAUCGCGGGCUGGGGGGCCCUCUUCGAAGACGGGCCUGAGGCUGAGGCGGUGAGGGAGGCCCGCGUGCCCCUGCUCAGCGCCGACACCUGCAGAAGGGCUCUGGGGCCGGGGCUGCGCCCCAGCAGCAUGCUGUGUGCGGGCUACCUGGCCGGAGGCAUCGAUUCGUGCCAGGGUGACUCUGGAGGCCCCCUGACCUGUUCUGAGACUGGCCCCCGCCCCAGGGAGGUCCUGUAUGGAGUCACCUCCUGGGGGGACGGAUGCGGGGAGCCAGGGAAGCCCGGCGUCUACACCCGUGUGGCCGUGUUCAAGGACUGGCUUCAGGAGCAGAUGACGGCCCCCUCCAGCCGCGAGCCCAGCUGCAGGGAGCUUCUCGCCUGGGACCCACCCGAGGAGCCGCUGGCAGCCGCUGCCACGCCCUGCGCCUUCUACGCCCACUUGUGCCCCGGACCACCCGGCGCCUGUGCGCGCCCGGCGCACCAGCAGUGCCUGCAGCGCAGGCGGAGAUGCGAGCUGCGCUCGCUGGCCCACACCCUGCUCGAGCUGCUGCGGGGCGCCCAGGAGCUGCUCGGCCCGCGCCCGGGGAUGCGGCGCCUGGCCUCGGCCCUGGCUCGCCCGGCUCCGUGGCUCCGGGAGUCUGCCAGGCACCCCGUCCGCGAGCAGCGGCUGCACCCAGGAUCGCGGGCUGCGGGCGCUCGGUUCCCGAAGCGGAGGCCCGAGCAGCGCGGGGAAGCGAACGGCUGCCCCGGGCUGGAGCCCCUUCGGCAGAAGCUGGCCACCCUCCAGGGCACCCAUGCCUGGAUCCUGCAGGUCCCCCCAGAGCACCUGGCCAUGGACUUCCAUGAGGUCCUGGCAGAUCUGGGCUCCAAGACGCUGACCGGGCUCUUCCGAGCCUGGGUUCGGGCGGGCUUGGGGGGCCGGCACGUGGUCUUUGGGGGCCUGGUGGGCCUGGAGCAGGCCACGCUGGCUCGCAGUCUUCCCCGGUUGCUGGUGCAGGCCCUGCAGGCCUUCCGCUUGGCCGCCCUGGAGAAGGCAGAGCCCGAGGGACCCCAGAUAGGUGCAAGGCAGGAGCGGGGGCUGGGGAGGACCAGCCACCACCCACUCAGCCCUCGUGAUCCCCCAGCCAGGCCAUGAGCCCUGGUCAGGACUUACUGCUCCUAGGGGCUGGGAGGGGUUCAGGGAGCACGAUGACAAACUGUCACAGCCAUCGUUGGCUGGUGGGUGAGGGUGGGGUGGGAGUCCCAGGCCCCAUGUGUCUUCCCAGAUUUGCCAUCAGAAAAUCACAGCUGCUCUAAUAAACAUUAUUUAU